Aspergillus steynii IBT 23096 is the source of this 1942-nucleotide messenger RNA. RefSeq names its product putative D-aminopeptidase. The coding region runs from base 1 to 1599 and encodes 532 amino acids. NCBI's taxonomy places the organism in Eukaryota, Fungi, Ascomycota, Eurotiomycetes, Eurotiales, Aspergillaceae. The record is from RefSeq and is a predicted model, not a curated record. The transcript has 2 exons.
AUGGAAUGCUUCCUCGCCUCCGAUUUCUCGUCCUACGUCGAGGAGCUGAUGCGACAGAACCACGUGCCUGGACUUGCCCUCGCAGUUGUCCAGAACGACCAGGUCGCUUCGGCAGGCUACGGGAAAGCAUCGAUCGAUCCCCCAGCCCCAUGCACAGCAGACACUAUUUUCGACCUCGCAUCUUGCUCGAAGUCAUUCACCGCUGCCUCCAUCGCAUUGCUGGUCGACGAUGAGGCCUAUCCCGAGAUCCAAUACGAUGCUACCAUGUCCAGUCUGCUGCCGGAUGACUUUGUGAUGGCCAGCGCUGAGUACACGGAGGGAGUUACAGUCGAAGACAUAUUAAGCCAUAGAUCUGGCAUGGCGCCUCACGAUAACUCGUACAUGGGCGUACGAGCUGCGCAGCCUGACACCGCUCGAUCCAUUACGAGAAAUCUGCGGAAUCUCCCCGUGGCGGCGCCCCUUCGCGCGAAAUAUCGAUAUUGCAAUAUGAUGUACACCGUGGCGACGCAUCUCAUCGAAGUGAAAACGAAAAAGCGAUUCUCGGAUUUCCUGUACCAGCGCCUUUUUGGACCCCUCGAUAUGCAGUUGACGAGUCUGCAGCCCGAAAGUGCUCGAGCAAAUGGCCAUGGAGACCGUAUCGCGACCGGGCAUUGUUGGGAUAAAGAAUUAGAUACCUACCACGGAUUCCAAAGCCCGGAUUGUCCCGAAGCCCAAGGCGCGGGAUCCGUAAUGAGCAGCGCCAGCGACUUCGUUAAAUGGGUCAAGGCUCUGAUGAAUCGUGAAGGCCCAAUCAAUGAACGCAUAUACCAGGGUCUGAUUCGCAUGCGCGCCAUUAGGAACCCCGCAGCCAGGAGAUUAAAACCACAUACAUCGCCGGCUCUGUAUGCAGCCGGACUGGAGGUGUACUUCUAUCGAGGAUACAUGGUGGUAGGGCAUUUCGGGGUGACUGCCGGGUUUGCUAGCCGCUUCUUCUUUCUCCCUGAUUUCAAUUUCGGGGCUGUCAUUCUAGGAAACGCAGAUGGGGCUGGUCCUGUUGGUACAAUCCUCGCUCGAGAGCUGAUUGACACGGUCCUCAAAGUCCCGGAGAUCGAACGUCCUCGACGAAAGACAAGUACAAAUGCUAAAAAUAAAACACCUGGUCAACCCAAAGAUGCCGGGAAGAAGAAUCAAGCGAAGAGCAAAGCAAAGACACAGAAACCCGGCAUUCCUCAGCCACAGGCAAUGCUUCUCAGCAACUACAUUGGGAUAUACCGGCACCCUGGGUAUCACAAACUGACGGUUGAAGUCAAGGACGAGAAGCUCUUCAUCAACGCGACAGAUCGCUCGUUUGGAUUUACACUCUUGUUCGAACACUUGUCUGAGGGAGCCAAGUAUACUGCGCAUUUAAGUGAUUUCUUAGAGGGAGGGGAUGACCCGGUUGAAGCUGAGUUUGUUAUUGACGAAGGUCGGGUGGUCAGGCUGGGGUUACACUUAGAACCUGCAUUAAGGGAGAUGAUCUGGUUUGAUAAGAGAUUAGAGGGAGACAGACCAUCGCCAGACCGAAUAAACCCGAACGACGUCGAAGAGUAUCUCUCUGUCGGCCCAAGGAUUCGGCUCUGAAUCAUGCAUUGAACCUCCUCGCAGAUCGAUUACGCAAACCCGACAUCUAGACUGUCACCACCUGCGCGAUGAUGAACGCAACUUGACAAUAAAAAUAGAAUCCCAGGGUUCUGGUUCAGCCGAUAUUAAUUGCCUGACUGUUUCCCCAUUCAGGAUGUCGAUGCAGGACGCUGACGGGAUCAACGGCCCUGAGUCUUGGAAGGCUUGGGAGACACGGCACAGGUUAGUAUGAUGAGGGGAUCUCUCCGGACAGGGAUGCGAUCGAUGGAGGUGGCUCAUCCUUUAAGGUUCCCAGAGGUCGAUAGAUAUUCUGGAGUUGAGCCAAUCGGUUGGAUGGUUCUCU